This is a messenger RNA of Onychostoma macrolepis, 3736 nucleotides long. It is a transcript of the gene ctbp2l, whose product is annotated as C-terminal binding protein 2, like. Bases 1 to 2628 code for a protein of 875 amino acids. Lineage: Eukaryota; Metazoa; Chordata; Actinopteri; Cypriniformes; Cyprinidae. The record is from RefSeq and is a predicted model, not a curated record. Gene Ontology annotation, molecular function: transcription corepressor activity; NAD binding; oxidoreductase activity, acting on the CH-OH group of donors, NAD or NADP as acceptor. The transcript has 9 exons.
AUGGCUGUCCGUGGCACCGUUCCUCCUCCGGAUUACUACCCUUUUGAUAUUGCUCUAUCGGCCCAGCCACCGGAAGAUCUGCAGGGCUUUUAUAAAGGUAACCAGCACAUGCUGAGCAGAUCAGGCUCGCAUUAUGGCCUGGCCACAGGAGGGGUCAGGACCGCUUGGGAUCAAGGGCAAGCCAGAGCAACUACUCCUGGUCCUACGCCCGGAGCUCUUCCUCCUCCUCCUCCUCCUCCACCUCCUCCUCCCUCGGCUCAUGAGAUCAGCCGCUUGUACAGGGAUUCUCUAGCCAUCAAGAUGAUCCCAGACAGCCAGCGUAUUCGCAGCAGAGCCGCUUCACCGGCUUGCUUCGGCAUCGAAUCCAGAUUUCCGGGAGAACACUCUGUAUACACCGACGUCAACGGCCUUCCGCUGGACUCUGGAUCCACCUGCAUAGUAGUGGACCCUUCAGCUCCAGUCAUGGAUGGGACUCGAGGGAACCCUGCAUACGGCUCUGUAUCAACUCAAAGGAUGCCUUACGACCCUGCUUACGAUCCGGGCGCCGUCCAUCACCCUCCGGCGGGCGUCACCGUCGACCCCAAGAGAACCGUGGAUCCCAGUUUUCUAGCUCUCCUGCGUUCCGAGGGUCUGUCGGAAAGCACUAUAACUCUUCUCCUACAGCAAGGGUUCGAUUCUACCUCCAUGCUUGCUAUGAUGGAAGACCACGACGUCCGCUCCGUCGCUCCCAAUUUGGGCCAAGCACGAGUGCUUUCUCGAGUGGUUCUCAAUUGCAAGACGGGUGCAACCGGUGCUGCGGUUAUGCGAGGUCGUUCUAACAGCUUCACCCAUCGCAAUGAUCUCUACAUGCAGCCUCAGGGACUCGGCAUGGAUGGCAACCUCAUUCAACAGCCUCCCAGCGCCCUGCAAUCCGUCUCUCCUAGAAUGGGAGAGUUUCUCGGUCGCCGGCCAAGCAGCGCUCCAUCUCAGCAUCUCCUCGAAACCACAACAUAUCCAGGGGUUCGCUCGAUCGGAGGUCUUCCGGUCAGCCCGGGGGGCUACACCACUCAAACACGACCUUUGUACAACGCCCACACCGGCCUGGCUAUGUCCGCUCAACAACAACCUCAGACUACUCCAGGAGUGGCACCCAAGACCUUCUCCAGUACGUACAGCCCUAUGGAGCUGAUGAAGCGUCCUCCAAACCUUCCUCCUCUCUCUCCUUCUCAUAGCCCUCAUCACAGCCCUCAGUUACUGCGCAAGGGAGCAGCGCCGGUGGAGAGUGCCGUCCUUCCGGCAUCUUCAGCCCUCCAGCCUCAGAACCUUAAUCCUAACAACAAGCAAACCCGCAGAACCGGACCUCCGGUUAUUGUAUCCACCAUGGCUUCACCUGAUACAAGUAUCAGGCCUCAGAUCGUGAACGGCCCGAUGCAUCCUCGUCCUCUGGUGGCUCUGCUGGACGGUCGGGACUGUACGGUGGAGAUGCCCAUCCUCAAAGAUCUGGCAACCGUGGCCUUCUGUGACGCACAGUCCACACAGGAGAUCCACGAGAAGGUUUUGAACGAGGCGAUCGGCGCUCUGAUGUAUCACACCAUCACCCUGACACGAGAAGAUCUGGAGAAGUUCAAAGCGCUCAGGAUCAUCAUCCGCAUCGGCAGCGGAUACGACAACAUCGACAUUAAAGCGGCUGGAGAGCUGGGGAUCGCGGUGUGUAACAUCCCGUCGGCGGCGGUGGAGGAGACGGCCGACUCGACGCUGUGUCACGUGUUAAAUCUGUACCGCAGGAACACGUGGCUGUACCAGGCGCUGCGGGAAGGCACGCGUGUUCAGAGCGUGGAGCAGAUCCGUGAAGUCGCGUCCGGAGCGGCACGCAUCCGCGGAGAAACGCUCGGACUCAUCGGCUUCGGUCGUUCGGGGCAGGCCGUCGCCGUCAGGGCCAAAGUGUUCGGCUUUAACGUGAUCUUCUAUGACCCGUACCUGCAGGACGGUCUGGAGCGCUCGCUGGGUGUUCAGCGCGUUUACACACUGCAGGACCUGCUUUAUCAAAGCGACUGUGUGUCGCUGCACUGCAACCUGAACGAACACAACCAUCACCUCAUCAACGACUUCACCAUCAAACAGAUGCGUCAGGGUGCGUUCCUGGUGAACACAGCUCGAGGAGGUCUGGUGGAUGAGAAGGCUCUGACUCAAGCACUAAAGGAGGGCCGGAUACGAGGAGCGGCUCUCGACGUCCACGAGACCGAACCCUUCAGUUUUGCGCAGGGUCCUCUGAAAGACGCUCCUAACCUGAUCUGUACGCCGCACACAGCCUGGUACAGCGAGCAGGCGUCUCUGGAGAUGAGAGAAGCGGCCGCUACAGAGAUUCGCAGAGCCAUCACAGGCCGGAUUCCUGACAGUCUGAGGAACUGUGUCAAUAAGGAGUUCUUCGUCUCAUCGGGUUCCUGGGGUCUGAUGGAGCAGCAGGUUCAUCCUGAGCUCAACGGCGCCGCCUACAGGUUCCCGUCAGGUCUGGCCGGAGUGGCAGUGGGUUUGGAGGGUUUGGUUCCAGUGACCCACUCACUGACCGCUGUAAACCACCCUUCCCAAACGCCGUCCCCAAACCAGCCCUCCAAACACGGAGAGAGCAGAGAGCAUCUGAGCGAGCAAUAGCAUCAGCAUCAGCAUCAGCAUCAGCAUCAUCACCUUCUAUUGUUUUCCUUUUUACCGUUCCGGAGGAAGUGGAUGUGUUUGGCGUCUCCUCCACAGAAACACAACACGCUGAAUGGAGUUUGUUAGUUUGACGUGUUUCUUGCCUCCGUUUCUCAUCUCUGUGAAUCAUUUAAAAACAAUAGUGACGCCCGAAGCCACGCCCACUCAGCCAUCCAUCACGAUGAUUGACAGCUCAGCGCUCUGCUCUGCUCUGAUUGGCCAGAGCUCUCAGACUUCAGCCAAGGAGUGAAACACCAAACGAAAUCUUUCUCGUGUGUUUUGUUUGACUGUGAUCUCUACUAACGAACAGUUCAGAUACGGUUCAGCUUCUUUCUCGUACCAGCAGAUGAAGGGCGUUUCAUGUUUUAUAUUCAAUGAGUUUUUGGUUUUAGCUUCAUUUCACUAUAUGACUCAGGAAAAUCUCACCUCCAUAAUUAUUUUUCCCACCAAAUCUUGUUGCAUAUGAACACAUAUUUGCGUUCCUGUUUGGCUGGUGUUAGUAUUUUUAUACAGCGAGGCGUCUGGAGAUCAGUAGGUUUGUGUGGUUUAGAUGAGUGUCCUGUACUCCUCCCGUCUCGUCUCUCUUUCCUUUGGUUUGUUCUUCAGAAGGUGUUUGUUUGUCAGAAAGCGAGAUGUGAUUCAGAAGCGGGAGGUCGUUUGUUUUAUUGUGAUGAUUUGUAUUUGUUUCUUGUAUACGGUGAACUUUUAGCAUCAGUGCAGAUCAAAUAAAACAUGCAGGUUUAGAACUCUCUCUGUUUUAUGGUUAUUGCAGUAUAUGAUUCUGAGCUCAGAUUUCUCUCCACGCAUGCUUUUGAAAAUUACAUUUGCUUCAGUAUUGUCAGGUUGAGUUAACGUUGUUUUAUUGAUAAUCAUUUUCAGCUUUAUCUUUAGAAAACUUCAUUUUUAAAGUCAUGAAACAAAAGUUGCUGACGUUGAUCGGCUGGGAUUACUGGAAGAGAUAAAUGUUGAGAUUUCAUACUGACGUGUUUAUCGACGUGUAAAUCAUCAUCAAAAUCAAAAUCAAACCAAGUAAAGGAGAAAGUUUGGUUGUUGUUAGUUGGGGUUUAUU